GACUGACUGCGCAGUCGCAGGAACGGUAUUUCUCACUUCCACCGCUAGAGGAAUAACUGUCCCAAUAAUGUGCAGUUUAAAAUAGGGAGUCCUCACCAGAGUUACGGUGCUUGUAUUACGAGUCCGAUCCUUUAGGUCAGAAAACAGUCCAACGGAAACUGAAUGUGGGUCCAGUGAUGGUUCAGGCGAUGAUCAGUCCUUUCAGUCGAUUGGGUGACAAGGGGGUUCACACCGGUGAGAUUUACCGUUCCUGCGGCUGCGCCGUUAGGCUGGAGAAUUCCAAGAAGGUCUCAUUCCGGUGUUAAAGCAACGUCCAGAGAAGCAGUCCUUGAGUGCGUCUAUGUGUCGGGAGUCUCAUUGGAAAUGUCUUCUCCUCUCUAUCCUCAUGUUUGUAUGUCUUUGUUCCGUCACCUGGUGCCAGGCUACAAGUGUUACCAAACUCAGCUUUGACAGCUCUCUUAAGGGCAGGUCCAUGAUCUACCAUGGUAGUCCUUGUUCAGACGGUUAUGUCUACAUUCCCCUGGCCUUUCUAGCAAUGCUCUAUGUGGUCUACCUGGUAGAAUGUUGGCACUGCCAUGCUAAAAGUGAACUUCAGCAUAAGGCCGAUGUUGGCAGUGUUUAUGAUCAGAUACAGCGUAUGCGCCAAGCUACGCCAUGCAUCUGGUGGAAGGCCAUUAGUUACCACUUUGUCAGACGCACUAGACAAGUCACUCGCUAUCGUCAUGGUGAUGCCUAUACAACUACCCAGGUCUACCAUGAGCGAGUUAACACUCACGUGGCUGAAGCAGAGUUUGAAUACUCUCAUUGUGGCAUAAAAGACAUUUCCAAAGAUUUGUUGGACCUGGAUCGCCACCCUGCCACAAAAUUAAAGUUCACCAAGUGCUUCAGCUUUGCCAAUCUAGAGUCAGAGAACUCCUAUCUCACCCAGCGUGCUCACUUCUUCACCGAGAUUGAAGGUCUGGAUGACUAUAUGGAGGCAAGGGAAGGAAUGCAGCUGAAAAAUGUGGAUUUCAAGGAGUUAGUAAUUGCAUAUGGGAACCUAGAACGGCUUCCAUGGUAUGUUUCUCACUAUGCUUUUUGGGCAGCUUCCUUGCUAAUGCUGUCAUGGCCACUACGGGUUUUCAUUGAAUAUCAGACUGCCCACGUUCAUUAUCAUGUUGAGAAACUGCUGGGGAUGGAGUAUAGGGCUUCAGGAGUGGCAGAGGAACCCAUAUACCGAUUCAGAAUGCCACGUGUCAGCACCUUUGACAGCACAGAACUGGAAUGGCAUAUUUGUACCAACCGCCAGCUAAUUCCCAGCUAUUCAGAGGCAGUGCUGAUGGACUUAACAGAUGCAUCACUAUGCAAUGGCUACUCUGCUUGUGGGUAUAGCACAGUUUUGCGUGGCUGUGAAGGCUGCAACAGGGCAUCGAGCAGUUCUUCUAUCUUCUCCCGCCAUGCCAUGCACAGCUGUAGCGCUGGGCCAUCGCACCUCUCCCUUAGUACGAGCAGAUUCUCCCUCUGCCAGCUGCAUGGAUCCCACAGGACAGGUCUCUGGAGGAGCCGCAGUAGUAGCCUGGCAGAGCGUGUGUGCCAGGAUGACAGAUGCUGUUCCUAUUCUAGCCAGCUAGCUAUUAAUGAAAACCCUCCCACAUACCACGAUGCCCGCUUUUUUCCUGUGCUUAUAGUACAUCGCCAGGAAGGCUGCCGAAACAGGAACUUCUGUAUACACCGCUCCUCCUGCGUGGAGACCUCAUUGUGAUAGAAUGUCCCAUGAUGCUAGUGGUGCAGUUACACUGUAUGCCACUGGAGGGAGCGCCGAAUAAAAGGUAGUACAGUACACAUACUCAAUGACACAGAGUGUUAGGCACCCAUAAAAAGAAAAACAUAAGGAAGCAACAUUAUUAAUUCCAAGAAGGGAUAAACCGAGAAAAUAAGACACAGAUCUGCGCCUCACCAAAGUUUUCCGGAGCUGACAACUGAAUGUCCUGGAUACCUUUACAUGUUCUAUGUGUAAAAAGAACAUAAUGCACUAUACAAGACGGUGGUUUGCUUCAUUCAUGUUUAGCCUCUAAAAUAACAAAAUGCAAUAAAUGUUUUUUAGGAAUUAA
This is a messenger RNA of Pseudophryne corroboree (corroboree frog), 2090 nucleotides long. Its product is annotated as transmembrane protein 151B. The coding region runs from base 341 to 1741 and encodes 466 amino acids. The record is from RefSeq and is a predicted model, not a curated record. The transcript has 2 exons. Lineage: Eukaryota; Metazoa; Chordata; Amphibia; Anura; Myobatrachidae.